AUGCAAAUACCAAUCACAUCAUUUUUUAAACCAAAACCAAAGACUGCGGAACAAGUGUCAUUAGCCCGCCAACUCCGUGAUGAGCAAAUUCGGCAGUAUGAACUUGAAAAGCAGAAACAACGUAAAGACGAUGCACAGAAAUACCAAAUAAUGAAAACUCGAAUGGAUGAAGAAGAAAUGCGACUUGACUCUUACGAGAAGACGGUGACCUUCCGCCGAAAUCGAGAAAAGUCCCAAAGACAGAAUGGGAUAGGGUGUCAAGUCACUCCAUUGUUAUAUCUUGGAAGUGUGGAGAGUAGUAACAAUCAAGGGUGGUUAGACCUUGAAGAGAUCAAAGUGAUCAUUAAUUGCACUCGAGAAUGUUCCAAUGAUGAGGAUGCAACCCGAGAAUAUUACAGACUCCCGAUAUCAAAAUCAAACGGUUCGAUCACACCAUAUGUCAAAGAAUUGAUGGCGAUAUUAGAAACGUCUUUCAGAAAGAAUGAGAAGGUUCUUGUACACUCUUUUGAUGGAAGAGACAGAGCACCAGCACUCAUUGCUGCUUAUUUCGUCCUCAAGAACAAAAUCAAUUUUCUUCAAGUCUCUGAGAUCUUCAAACAAAAGGUGUGGGAAGUUAAUAUUAAACUGUCUUUCAUCGGAGAAAUUAACACAUUUGCACGCUCGGUCGGCGCAUCUAAAGAACGCCCAAUCGCGUAUUCAGUGGCUUACAAUCCCAUUUCUAGGUUUGUCUAA
Molecule: messenger RNA, 732 nt
Organism: Entamoeba invadens IP1
Lineage: Eukaryota; Evosea; Mastigamoebida; Endamoebidae
Product: dual specificity protein phosphatase, putative
Exons: 1
Coding region: 1-732 (243 amino acids)
Biological process (GO): negative regulation of MAPK cascade; protein dephosphorylation
Cellular component (GO): cytoplasm
Molecular function (GO): protein tyrosine/threonine phosphatase activity; MAP kinase tyrosine/serine/threonine phosphatase activity
Source: RefSeq, a predicted model, not a curated record